Molecule: messenger RNA, 936 nt
Organism: Ilyonectria robusta
Lineage: Eukaryota; Fungi; Ascomycota; Sordariomycetes; Hypocreales; Nectriaceae
Exons: 4
Coding region: 1-936 (311 amino acids)
Source: RefSeq, a predicted model, not a curated record
AUGGCAGAGCUAGCUCUAUCAUCGCUGUCGUCUGGCCCUAAUAAUAGCUUCGUCGGUUGCGUCAGAGGAGCCUUCAUCCCCCUUAUUAACGCCAAUCCUCAAUUGGGAAUGUGGCAAGCUGCCGGCACCGCCAUCGCCCAAGCUCCCAAUCUCACCGAACUUCGUGAUGCCGAGUCUGGCGGUGAAAACAUCGCCUUCAACGCGCAGGGUCAUUCUGUUCGUUUUGCCGUACGCGAUCCGGACGGCGAAUUAACGCUGGUCCGGUCCAACACCCGUCGGCCGACAUUGACGACGCCUAAUUUUGAUUCUACGCCAGGCGAGGAGCCCGUCCUCUUCGCCGAUGUGGAUGAAUCCACCCGGGAAGUUGCUGCGUCGUCGAGUGAGCAUCAUCCGCAUUCCCAUUGGAAUCUGCGCGAGGAGCAUCGCCAUCUGCGACAGCGGUGUCGCAGCUUUUAUGAGAAACACAAGGGUGACGCAUGGGGUGCAAUGCUAUUCUUCCUACUCCUCAAAGCUGCUCCGGCCAUGAACCAUCCCAGCGCAGAUGACGACAAUUCGCCCGGCAAGAAAUGGCUCGAAAUCGACAGCCAGAUCCUCAAUGCCUUAUUCUGCGUAACAGCCUUCGGCCUAGCACCUUGGCGCUUCCGUGAUCUUUACCUCUUCUUUCGCGCUGUUCAUUGCAAGGAUCGCCCGGCCAUGCUGAAACUUGCCGAUCAGAACAAGUCCUGGUUCCGCCCACCAGCUUGGGCAACUGAGGAUUCGACUGAAGCGUCGGAGACGACGAGUGCUGGUAUCGUCCGCUCCGCCACAUUCACUGGGGAGACUGCCCCUCCAACGCCCGUCUGGGAACUGGGCUUUCCUAUCUGGAUGAUGUGGGAGGGGCGCAAGGUCAAGAAGAUUGAAGGACCCGAGGUAAAGGUUUUCCAGACAGAGGCAUAA